GAGCGGGCUCCCGGGGCGCUUCGGCCCCAAGGAAGCUGUGGGGCGGAUCACCUUCGUGGGCUUAUCUGAGCAGGGAGGACGCCCAAGGUGUGGACACUGCCAGCGGCUGCAGCCAACGUGGAAUGACCUGGGAGACAAGUACAACAGCAUGGAGGACACCAAGGUCUAUGUGGCUAAGGUGGACUGCACGGCCGACUCGGACGUGUGCUCUGCCCAGGGCGUGCGAGGCUACCCCACCCUGAAGUUUUUUAAGCCUGGCCAAGAAGCAGUGAAGUACCAGGGCCCUCGAGACUUCCAGACCCUGGAGAGCUGGAUGCUGCAGACGCUGAACGAGGAGCCCCUGCAAGGUCCAGAGACAGGAGCCCCUGAGACCGUGGAGCCCUCAGAGGCCCCGGUGCUGGCUGCGGAGCCAGUGGGAGACAAGAGCACUGUGUUGGCCCUCACAGAAAAGAACUUCGACGACACCAUUGCAGAAGGAAUAACCUUCAUCAAGUUCUACGCCCCAUGGUGCGGUCACUGUAAGAAUCUGGCCCCCACCUGGGAGGAGCUCUCCAAGAAGGAAUUCCCUGGCUUGGCAGAGGUCAAGAUCGCCGAGGUUGACUGUACGGCGGAGCGGGAUGUGUGCAGCAAGUACUCGGUCCGAGGCUACCCUACGUUACUGCUCUUCCGUGGUGGUAAAAAAGUGAGCGAGCACAGAGGCAGUAGAGACCUCGAGGCUUUACACCACUUCGUUCUGCGCCAGGCAAAAGAUGAGCUAUAGAGGCCCUGCUGGAGGUCACGCGUCCCGCAGCGCCGGCGUGUAGGGGGGACAUCAUGUGCUUCCGUGUUCCCCUGGCGUGGCUCACAGAGCUAACUGCACUAAGUUGGUGGUGACUUCUUUGUGUGUUUAAGCCAACACACGCUGCGGAUUCUUGAGUUUUUCUAAGUCAAGUGUAAUUCUUGGUCACUGUGCAAACUGAGUCUCUUCGGAGGGAUCCAUCCCUUUAACCUCCCUUGAUGAAAUUAAUGGUUUCUUUUGAGACUAAAAUAGAGUCAAGGGAAAUCAAAUUGCUGGACAAUGUUUGACUUCCAAGUGAUUCUGCAAAAGCGUCAUCCAAAAGCCUAGUUUUCUAACUGUCCUGGAGUCUUGAAAAGGUGGCCUGUAGCAGGACUGAUGUCUCUAAUCCGAAGGUCAUAAAUGACCAUUAAUGACAUAGAUGGUCUGUAGCUUGGAGCAGAUUUCAAAACAAAAACCCACGCUCUAGAAGAUCUGGAUUUUCGAUUGGCUCUUCUUAGCGUGAGUGGCCAGCCGUAAGGAAAGCAGUGGCUGCUGAGGCCUGCCUCGUGGGGGCACUUGUCACGUUGGCUGCUGUCAGAGAAUCCUGCUGCCUGGUGCUCACAGGGCAAGAUUUCAUUAGUCCCUGCAUGAGCGUGCAGCCCACGUCCGUGUGCUCAUUAAGAUCCGAUGUCUUCCCUAGAAUGGUGGCUGGUCCUGACAUUCCCUCAGCGUGCGACAGAUUGUGGUUGCAUGUGCUGUCUGGGUGGUGGGACCAGCCCAGUCUCCUCCGCCUGGCAUUCCAGGGACCUGCAGCCCCACACUGGCACCCCUCGGAACAUUCUCAUCUUGCUUCUCAGUAGUCUUUUUAGCAGCUUGCUGUAUGUUGUCUGCCUUCCACGAGGUCAACCUUAUAAUGUAUGAACAGUGGGCUUCAUUGGACACCAGCACCAAAUACUGAAGCUGGAGGGCUGUGCGGGUAUUCACGCCAUCCUGGUUAGUAGCAGUUUUCACUGUGCCCUCGGACACAAGCACCUGUAGGACCAAGAUGCGUAUCUAUGCUCUCUGUCAUCGAGUUGCUUACUGUGAAACCAGGCCGUGGCCAGUGCCUCCCCCUCCCUCCCAGGACACUGGGCAUGUGCAGCUGGUAGUAGGAAGCUCAUAAACGAGACCGAGUCUGCUGUCUGUGGCAGCGGGUAACAAAGCGUCUCCCAGCCUCUGCCUUAAAGGACACCUUUAUUAAUCAUGUGUGGUUCACAGGCAAGCAGUG
Octodon degus (degu) is the source of this 2024-nucleotide messenger RNA. It is a transcript of the gene Txndc5, whose product is annotated as thioredoxin domain containing 5. NCBI's taxonomy places the organism in Eukaryota, Metazoa, Chordata, Mammalia, Rodentia, Octodontidae. The record is from RefSeq and is a predicted model, not a curated record. Gene Ontology annotation, cellular component: endoplasmic reticulum. Gene Ontology annotation, molecular function: protein disulfide isomerase activity. The transcript has 7 exons. The coding region runs from base 149 to 760 and encodes 203 amino acids. Gene Ontology annotation, biological process: protein folding.